AUGAAGAGAUUGAACAAUAUAUUCAAUAAUGACAAUGAUGACGAUCAGGUCGAUGUUAAGCCCAAGAAACCACUGAUCACUCUGUCACCAAUGUCCACUACAACAACAGCAACUACAACAUCAAUGUCAUUCCAAUUAAAGCAACCUGCUUUAAAGAAGCCAAGAGCAUUCGAGUCGAGUGAUGACAAUCACUUUGAUAGCAGCAGCAGCAGCAGAAUCAGUACAGGUGACAAUGACUACAACCAACAGCGCAAUAAGGACCAACACGACGAUGAUGAUGUUGACACAUUGGAUCAAUUCAUGGAGAAUGUUCACAAACAAGUUCAGACUGAUCAGCACAGUAAUGCUAGAGCAAAACGAGACGAUAUAGAUGAGGAGGAUGAGGAGGAGCGCUUCUUUAAGAUGAGGAAACUCCAGUUGGAAAAGGCUGAGAAAGAUAGCAUUGCUGCUGCUGGUGACUUUGACGAUGAAAACUAUGACCCAUUGCUUUUGCAAGACUCUGACGAUGAGGAAUCAAAUAUCGCCGGCGGUACUAGACCAAACAGGAAGAAGUUUAUCGAGCCACUGCCUCCUCUUGACCACUCCAAGAUCGUCUAUGGCGAGUUUGAAAAGUGUUUCUAUGAGGAGGACUCUGACAUUGCCGAUCUGUCCACAGAGCGUGUGUUUGCCCUGCGCAAGGAGCUGGACAUUAGGAUCAUUGGCAAUGACUUGGUCAACCCAGUCACCUCAUUUGGACACAUGGGCUUUGACGACACCAUGAUUCAGGCCAUCCAGAAGCAAGGCUACGAAACACCUACCACCAUCCAGAAACAAUCGGUACCGAUUGCCAUGAGCGGUCGUGACAUGAUAGCCAUUGCCAAGACUGGCUCUGGCAAGACGGCUUCUUUCAUUUGGCCAUCGAUUCCACACAUCAUGGACCAGCCCUAUCUGGAGAAGGGUGACGGUCCCAUUGCCCUGUUCGUAGCGCCAACUCGUGAGCUUGCACAUCAGAUCUACCUAGAGACACAAAAGUUUGCCAGACCCUACAAGAUUAGAACAUCAGUCAUAUAUGGAGGUGUAACCAAACUACUACAAUGUCGUGAACUCAAAGCUGGUUGUGAGAUUCUUGUUACUACUCCUGGAAGACUUAUUGAUAUGAUCAAAUUAAAAGCAACAAAGAUGAACAGAGUGACAUACCUGGUGCUAGAUGAGGCAGAUAGAAUGUUUGACAUGGGCUUUGGACCUCAGAUUCAAUCGAUCAUUGGUCAGAUACGUCCUGAUCGUCAGACUCUAUUAUUCUCUGCAACAUUUCCACAACACAUUGAAGACUUGGCCAGGAAUAUUUUGAUUGAUCCAAUAAGGAUAUCCAUUGGUAGUGCUGGAAGUGCCAAUCAAGAUAUAACACAAUUAGUUACAGUAUUGAGCUCUAGCUCUGAUAAAUGGCAGUGGCUUGUUCAACGAUUGCCACAGUUCAUCCAACAGGGCAAUGUUAUAAUAUUCGUCAGUACCAAGAAUGCAACAGAUGAAUUAUCAGCCAACUUGAUAAAGUUUGGCUUUAUAGUUGAUGGAUUACAUGGUGACAAGGACCAACAAGAGAGAACAAAGAUAAUCAAUAAGUUUAAAGAGGGUAGCAUCCCAGUGUUGGUGGCCACUGAUGUAGCAGCUCGUGGACUUGAUAUCAAUCUGAUAAAGAAUGUCAUCAACUUUGAUCCCUCUCGUGACAUUGAAUCACAUACACAUCGCAUUGGAAGGACAGGUCGAGCUGGUAGUCUAGGUGUUGCACAUACGCUGAUCACACCAAAGGAUAUCCAUUUCUCUGCUGAACUGGUCAAGCAUCUAGAGAAUGCCAAUCAGAUCGUACCACCAGAGUUGAUCACCGUCGCUAUGAGUAAUAACCAGUUUAGGAGGGAGAGAUCAGGUGGAGUCCGAGGAGGAAGAGCCAGAGGCAGAGGUGGACCACGUGGCGGAAGAGGAAGAGGUGGUCGUGGUCGAGGUGGAAAUGGUAUUGGAUUUAGGGAUAGAAACAACAACCAUAGUAGUAGUUCUGGUGGCAACUCGGUAAAGAAGACUCAAUUUGUUCUUGCAUCAUCGUCAUCUGGACAACAACAUCAACAACCACCACUUUGUGGACAUCCACUUGCCGAUGACGAAUAUGAUUAUUGA
This is a messenger RNA of Acytostelium subglobosum LB1, 2142 nucleotides long. RefSeq lists its product as hypothetical. The record is from RefSeq and is a predicted model, not a curated record. NCBI's taxonomy places the organism in Eukaryota, Evosea, Eumycetozoa, Acytosteliales, Acytosteliaceae. The transcript has 7 exons. Bases 1 to 2142 code for a protein of 713 amino acids. Gene Ontology annotation, molecular function: RNA helicase activity; ATP binding; RNA binding.